GCCUAUUAUCACUGUGCUGUCUGUGCAUAGAAAUUAAACUUUGUUUAUUUUGUGUUAAAAAGCUAACAAUAAAUCCCAUUAUUUUCUCAAUCAAAUCUGUCUUAGUGUGAAUAUUAUAGUUUUCAUAAACACUAAGAAGUAAUGUAUUAAUUUUUAAUAUUAAAAAGCAAAAAAGUUGUUGUAAUGGCUUCUGAAGAAAAUACGAACACAACAGACACAAAAAAUUACGAUGCUUGUUGUCGCACUUGUUUGAAAGAAUUUCAAGAUGAUAAUUUGAAUGAUAUAUUUGAACCUAGGUCACACAGGCUAGACAUGCCUAGAAUAAUAUUUUUGUGUACCACAGUAAUGAUCACGAAACAAGACGUCCUUCCAAAGAAAGUAUGCAACAGUUGCUACGACUUCUUACUGAACUAUCAUGAAUUUAGACACAAUGCCAUAAAUUGUGCUAUUGAACUUCAAGACUAUUUAGAUAAAACUGGCAUAAAAUCAGAAGACGAGGAUGUUGGGAUAGAACUCGACGGUGAUAAUAAUCAAUAUCAGACUGAAAAUUUAAAUGCGGGUGUGGAUCAUACUUUUGAUUCCGAGAUGGCAGUAACUGAGGAAACUAAUGCAUACUCUGAUAUAGCGGCUUUAUUCUCAGAAAUAUCAGAUGUUAACCAACUUAAUGAAGAACAAUUAAACUAUGUAGUAACAUGCAAUAUUUGCAGCAAAGAGUUUACAUCCCUUGACAAACUACACAGCCAUAAGAAGAGACAUGAAAUAACAUACACUUGUGAAGUUUGUUCUCAAGUAUUUAUUUACAAUUAUAAAUAUAUGGAACAUAUGAUGACACACAGGCCUACUGUAGAUAUGCCAACUGACACUGAAACAAAUACUGAAAUAAACCACAAUUCCGAACAGUUACCGACACUCCGUUGUGAAAUUUGUUCCGAAACAUUCAGAUCCAUUAACUCUCUAUCGGCACAUAAAAGAAAACACACACCAAAAGAUAGAGUGCUAUCCUGUACAAUAUGUGGCAUAGUGUUCAAAAAGCUGUCUCAUUUAAAAAGACAUGAACUGAGUCACGGUAUCAAUAAACCAUUUAAAUGUACUACGUGUCAAAAGUCAUAUGCAACAGAAUCCGCAUACUCCGAUCAUAUGAAUAAGCAUAAGGGGAUAAUGCCGCACUGCUGUCCAAUAUGUGCGAAGGCCUUCACUCAUCUCUCAAGUUUAAAAACACAUAUACGGGUUCAUACUAAAGAAAAGCCUUACUUAUGUCCUACUUGCGGGAAGACAUUCGACUCAAGUACUAAUUUGAAUCAGCACAUGAAUAGACAUCAAGGUUUGAAAUCAUUUGCUUGUAAUUUGUGUCCUAGGAAGUUUGUCAGUAAAGGGGAGUUAAAAUCUCACGUUGUAACCCACACUGGUGUGAAGUCAUAUUCGUGUGACCAGUGCAAUGCAUCAUUCACUAAGAACAGCUCUUUAACCACACACAAGCUCCGCCACUUGGGCAUCAAGCGCUACCAAUGUGAUGCUUGUCCUAUGAAGUUUACUUGCAAAGAUCACUUAAAGAGACAUAACAGAAUACACACGGGAGAGAGGCCCUACAAAUGUGACAUAUGUGAACGUGCGUUUACCCAGAGCAAUGACUUGGUCAAACACAAGCGUUCACACCUCGGCAAUAAUUUGUACAAAUGCGAGCAAUGCCCGCAAAGCUUCAGACUGCUAACAGAACUUCGGCAACACAUGUCAGAACACUUCUUAUCCGCACGACUUGAGGCGUUGAAUUUUAAUAACACUGAUAAUAACAAUAGUCAGCCAAUCGGUAACAUUCAACCAGUUGACAUAAGUCAACCAAUUGACAUAAGUCAACCAGUUGACACAAGUCAUCCAGUUGACAAUGAGCCUAUGACUGAUCUACCUCAAGAACCAGCUCAUGGUGAUGGUAACGAGAAUGAACUAUAAAAAGGGGUAUGACAUUUUUUUUAUGACUUAUUAACGGCCAUUUUCAAUAGCCUUCUUUUAUAUAUUAGACUAGCUUUCGCACGGGGCUCUGCUCGCGUGGUAUGUUGAUAAAU
Molecule: messenger RNA, 2057 nt
Organism: Spodoptera exigua (beet armyworm)
Lineage: Eukaryota; Metazoa; Arthropoda; Insecta; Lepidoptera; Noctuidae
Source: the annotation of a GenBank genome assembly